AUGAUAGAGUUUUCUGUUGGUGGUAUUGCUCAUGGUCUGAUAUUUGUCUAUGUGGCAACAAUUAGUGUGGCACGUCGUCCUUUAUGGUCUGCAAUUGAGCAAAUAAAGACAAGCUUCUCGGGUCCUUUGCUGUUAGUUGGUGAUUUCAAUGCGAUUUUAGGAGCCCAUGAAAAGACGGGUGGUAGACUACCUACUCGUGUUUCUUGUGAUGACUUUCAGCAUAUGGUGGAUGUGUGUCAUUUGACACAAAUUGAUCUUAAAGGGUCACCGUUUACAUGGACAAAUGGUCAAGGAGUUGGCUCACAUAUUGAAAUGUUGUUGGACAGGUGCUUUUGUUCUAUUCCAUGGUUAGACUAUUGGCCGAUGACUAGUUGUUCCACUUUGGUUCGGCACUCUUCUGAUCAUAAUCCUCUCUUGAUUUCAUUCACCAAAUACAUUGCACAAGGUCCAAUUCCAUUCCGUUUUCAGAAGCUUUGGUUGGGGCACUUAGAUUUUCUUAAAAUUGUUCAAGUAGCAUGGCAAUCCUUUGAGGUAUGUGGUUGUCCUAUGUUUAUUCUACAAAAGAAGCUUAAGCUUUUAAAACCUAUUCUGAAGGAGUGGAAUGUUAAUGUCUUCGGUAAUGUUCAUACUGUUGUGGAUAGUGCACGCGCUGCCCUUGAAAAAAAUCAACUAGCCAUAUCUCUUGAUGGGUUUACUGAAGUGUGUCAUGUUGAAGAGCUUUUAGCCCAGGAUGCUUUAUCAAAUGCUUUAUUGGUUCAGGAAAAAUUCUGGGCGGAGAAGGCAAGGGUGAGGUGGGUUAGGGAAUGUGACAGAAAUAUUGGCUAUUUCCAUACUUUGGCAAAAAUUGGAAGAGCACGCUCCUCUAUCACUUCUCUUCGCAUUGGGAAUGACUUGGUGGAUGAUGUUAAUAUUUUGCGUGAUCAUGUUGUUCAGCAUUUUACAAGUGCCUUUUCAGAUGAUGGAAAUAUUGCUGAUACAGGUUUGGUUGAAAAUAUUAUUCCUUCAAUGGUUUCAGAUUCAGAAAAUGGCUCUUUACUUGCUAUUCCUUCUACUGAAGAUGUCAAAAAUGUUGUAUUUUUCAUGAAUGCUGAUAGUGCCCCAGUUGGGUUGGAUGUGGUCCGUGCUGUUAGAUCUUUCUUUCAGUCAGGUUAUAUACUGCCUAAUCUAAAUUCCAGCUUUGUGGCGCUUAUUCCAAAGGUUCAAGAAGCUGAUGUUAUCACUCAAUUUUGGCCCAUUGCUAUGGCUAAUGUUUCUUUUAAAAUUAUUACUCGCAUACUAGCAGACCGUCUUGCUCCUAUUGCUUCCAGGAUUAUAUUGCCGAAUCAAUUUGCUUUUUUGAAAGGAAGACAAACCUCUGAUUGCAUUUUUCUGACUUCUGAGUGUGUUAACUUGUUGGAUAAUAAAUGUCGUGGCGGGAAUGUUGCCAUUAAGUUUGAUGUAGCAAAGGCCUUUGAUACUCUGAAUUGGGACUUCCUUCGAAGGGUUCUUAACGCUUUUGGUUUUCAUGCAACUUUUGUGGAAUGGAUUAGUUCUAUAUUGGCUUCAGCUCGGCUCUCUAUCUUAUUUAAUGGCUCUUCAGUGGGAUUUUUUAGUUGUAGCCGUGGAGUUCGACAAGGUGAUCCACUGUCUCCUCUUCUUUUUUGCCUUGCUGAAGAGGUUCUUAGCCGUGGUAUCUUGCGUCUGGUUGAUAUGGGGCAUGUCCAAGCUAUAACCUCUCCUCGUGCUGUGAAAGUCCCUUCUCAUGUUUUAUUUGUUGAUGAUAUAAUGGUUUUUUGUAAGGGAGAUAAAAGAAGCCUACUAAAUCUUAUGGCUUUCUUUGAGGAGUACGGACUCAACUCGGGUCAAUUGGUGAACAAAACCAAGUCUCAUAUUUAUUUGGGGAAGUCAGCUCUUCAUCGUCGUACUCUAAUAUAUUCCUGGUUGGGUGUUUCAGUGGGUAAAUUGCCUUUCAUGUACCUUGGUGUGCCAAUUUUUGUUGGCCGCCCAAAGCGAAUUUACUUCCAAGUCUUGGCUGAUCGAAUUCGUAAUGUUAUGUCUAAUUGGAGAGGGCAUUCUCUUUCCAUGGCAGGACGGCCUAUGAGUUCAAGAGGAGUAAACAGGCAAUUGUUCUUUGGGAUAGAUGGGUUUGGCGUCAAUGCUUUCGUCCUCGAAACUCUGUUACUUUAUGGAAAUUUCUUCAUGGUUAAUACAGAUGGUGCUGCUCGUGGGACGCCAGGACUCGCGGGCUAUGGAGGUAUUUUUCGUGACCACUUGGGUAAUUGUAUGGGUUGUUUUGCUGGUUCCUUGGGUAUUGCUACUGCCCUAAAAGUAGAGCUUCAAGCCAUUAUUCAUGCAGUUUCAAUAGCAUCAGGAAAAGGAUGGACUUCUCUCUGGAUUGAGUGUGAUUCAGCGAUUCAGUUUUCACAUAUUUAUCGAGAAGGGAAUCAAGUGGCUGAUUGCUUAGCUAAUUAUGGGGUGGAUCAUGAGGGGCAUUAUUGGUGGGACUCUUGCCCUCCUUGUGCAUCAGCUGCCUUUGUUCACAAUCUGCAAGGGUUACCGAAUUUCCAUAUUAGCUAA
Rosa chinensis is the source of this 2556-nucleotide messenger RNA. RefSeq lists its product as uncharacterized. Gene Ontology annotation, molecular function: RNA-DNA hybrid ribonuclease activity; nucleic acid binding. The record is from RefSeq and is a predicted model, not a curated record. NCBI's taxonomy places the organism in Eukaryota, Viridiplantae, Streptophyta, Magnoliopsida, Rosales, Rosaceae. Bases 1 to 2556 code for a protein of 851 amino acids. The transcript is spliced from 6 exons.